Messenger RNA from Cannabis sativa, 1431 nucleotides. Its product is annotated as MYB-like transcription factor EOBI. Gene Ontology annotation, molecular function: sequence-specific DNA binding; DNA-binding transcription factor activity. NCBI's taxonomy places the organism in Eukaryota, Viridiplantae, Streptophyta, Magnoliopsida, Rosales, Cannabaceae. Gene Ontology annotation, biological process: regulation of DNA-templated transcription. The record is from RefSeq and is a predicted model, not a curated record. Gene Ontology annotation, cellular component: nucleus. Bases 291 to 1088 code for a protein of 265 amino acids. The transcript is spliced from 3 exons.
UGUUACAAUAAUACAUUUUCUUUUCUUCAUCAAUAAAAUUAUUCAUUUAUUUUCCAAUUUCGAUAUAUAUCAUCAUUCUCUCUCUCCUAACAUGUUUUCAUUGCCCAUUUGCAUGAACUUAUAUAUGAAUACGUGUAUCUAUAAAUAUAUAUAUAUAUAUAACCCCUAGCUAGCUAGAUCAACAUAUUCCACUCCCUUUCCUUUUCUUCAUCCCCUCUCUCUCUCUCUGAUUUCUUUAGAGUUUGGAUUAGAAAUUACAAGGCCAAUAGAGAGAAAAGAGAAAAAAAAAAAUGGAUGAUUAUACAAGAACAUGUAGUGGUAACUCAUCUGAAGAGGUAGAAGUGAGAAAAGGGCCAUGGACAAUGGAAGAAGAUUUGAUUCUGAUAAAUUAUAUCGCCAAUCACGGUGAAGGAGUGUGGAAUAGCUUGGCUAAGGCUGCUGGUCUGAAACGAACUGGAAAGAGUUGCCGGCUCCGUUGGCUGAACUAUCUCCGGCCUGAUGUUCGGAGAGGAAAUAUUACAAAUGAGGAACAACUCAUCAUCAUGGAACUCCAUGCUAAAUGGGGAAACAGGUGGUCAAAAAUUGCAAAGCAUUUACCAGGAAGGACAGAUAACGAAAUAAAGAACUACUGGAGGACUAGAAUUCAAAAGCAUAUGAAGCAAGCUGAUCAUCAUCAUAAUCAAAACAACAACAAUACUCAAAAUCAUCAGUACCAUCACCAUCCCCAUCAUCAGACAAACGUUAAUAAUAGUAAUAAUAGUAAUAAUAAUAAUAAUAAUAAUAAUAAUAAUCAGAUGAUGAUGAUGAUGAUGAACGAUCAGGGAAGCACUAGUUCAAGUCAAGUAUCGAGCAGUACUAUAGAUGCCAUGGAGAGUUACUCUCCUCCUCCAUUGAUAUCUUCAUCAUCAUCAAUAUCAUAUCAAGGAAUAAAUUAUAUGGAUAAUCAUCACACCAAUAAUAAUCUUGUUAAUAAUUAUCCUAUGCCUAUGGCUUUACCUCAUCAUCCGGUUGUCUCUUCAAAUAUUGAUCAGACAUAUAAUUGGAGCAUGGAUGAUUUCUGGUCUAUGCAAUUACUCAAUUCUGAUUAAAUACAACCUAUACAUACAUACAUAUAUAUGCACCAUAUAACAUUGAUUUCAGUUAUACAUAUAUAUAUAAUCAUAUAUAUCUUGCCGUCUGCAUUAUUAUAUCAUUACUACUGAUAUUUAUAUAUAUUCAUGCAUAUGUUUGUUUAUAAUGAUCGGCACGUCCUAUUGUUUUUCAUACAUAUAUGAGUAUUACGCAUGUGGGAUUUUUGUAAUUAUUUGUUAUAUAUGAGAUACUUAUAUAUAUUAUAUAUCCUAUCAAUUAAUAAUGAAAUAAAUUCAAUGUACUAGACUAUAUAUUAGUCAUUGUUUUUGCACAGUAAAUAAUCAUUAUUUAUAUGCAAAU